CUCCAUAAUAAUCAAUCACUUCACUUUAUAUAUAUCUCUCAAAAAUCGAAAUUCGAUAAAUCCACCACAAUUUCAAACCCUAGUCCCCCCUCUGGUUCAGGCAUAGUGAUCUCUCGCGAUGGCCUCUAAACGAAUUCAGAAGGAAUUGAAAGACUUGCAAAAGGAUCCUCCUGUUUCUUGCAGUGCUGGCCCUAUUGGCGAAGACAUGUUUCAUUGGCAAGCAACCAUAAUGGGCCCUAUCGACAGCCCUUUUUCCGGCGGGAUAUUUGUUGUCUCCAUUCACUUCCCACCUGAUUACCCUUUUAAACCACCAAAGGUCUCCUUCCGAACCAAGGUAUUCCACCCCAAUAUUAACAGCAAUGGUAGCAUCUGCCUUGACAUCUUGAAGGAACAGUGGAGUCCGGCACUUACUAUCUCCAAGGUUCUGCUUUCAAUCUGUUCGCUUUUGACAGACCCAAACCCUGAUGAUCCUUUAGUCCCUGAAAUCGCGCAUAUGUACAAGAACGACAGGGCCAAGUAUGAGACCACUGCUCGAUCCUGGACCCAGAAAUAUGCCAUGGGUUAGGGUAUCUGAAAAAGCUCGUGCUUAGUGAAUAAACAAACCACAUCAUGAUAUAGAAAAUUGGUUGUGGCUUGUUACCUUCUAUCAUCCUCCUAAGAACUUUGGCUACAUAGUAAUUAUUAUUAUUAUAUUAUAUAUAAAUCUAUCAGGUGUGACCCUUA
Molecule: messenger RNA, 723 nt
Organism: Erigeron canadensis
Lineage: Eukaryota; Viridiplantae; Streptophyta; Magnoliopsida; Asterales; Asteraceae
Product: ubiquitin-conjugating enzyme E2-17 kDa-like
Exons: 5
Coding region: 119-565 (148 amino acids)
Biological process (GO): protein polyubiquitination
Cellular component (GO): nucleus
Molecular function (GO): ubiquitin conjugating enzyme activity
Source: RefSeq, a predicted model, not a curated record